Onychostoma macrolepis is the source of this 2230-nucleotide messenger RNA. RefSeq names its product transmembrane anterior posterior transformation 1a (gene tapt1a). Bases 18 to 1787 code for a protein of 589 amino acids. The record is from RefSeq and is a predicted model, not a curated record. Gene Ontology annotation, cellular component: ciliary basal body; endoplasmic reticulum membrane. Gene Ontology annotation, biological process: maintenance of protein localization in endoplasmic reticulum; positive regulation of cilium assembly. The transcript is spliced from 15 exons. Lineage: Eukaryota; Metazoa; Chordata; Actinopteri; Cypriniformes; Cyprinidae.
AUGACGCCACAGCGAAGAUGGCGGAUUCGCUGUACAGCGGGGUGUCAGACGAAAAAGAUCCAGAAAAUGACGAUCACAAAGGGCUAAAAUGUACCUGGGCUGCUGCAGCCAUAUCGAGGAAGACAGACGUCUCUGGGUCGGCGGCGAAAAUGACGGAAACUCUCGGAUUUUAUGAGAAGCCCGCCGUUAAAGACGAGCAGCACGAACAUUCAGACUCAGAUGACUCUGACGAGCCGUCUCUGCUGAGGUUCAUGUGUGCAGAGCUCACCAGGGGCUACUUCCUGGAGCACAACGAGGCCAAGUACACUGAGCGGAGGGAAAGGGUGUACACCUGCAUGAGGAUACCCAGAGAGCUGGAGAGGUUGAUGAUCUUCGGAAUCUUCCUGUGUCUGGAUGCCUUUCUGUACGUGUUCACCCUGCUGCCCCUGAGAACUUUACUGGCCUUUCUGAGGUUGUUGACGAUACCCUGCUGCGGCCUUGGCGCUAAUGUUUGCCCUUAUUGCAGUCGGAGCAGUGGCUCUCGGUUCCUGCAGCCGGCUCAGGUGUGUGACCUGCUGAAAGGUUUAAUAAUGGUGCUCUGUUACUCCAUGAUGCACUACGUCGACUACGCCAUGAUGUACCACCUGAUCCGUGGCCAGUCUGUCAUCAAACUCUACAUCAUCUACAACAUGCUGGAGGUGGCAGACCGUCUCUUCUCAUCAUUUGGACAAGACAUUCUAGAUGCUCUCUACUGGACGGCCACUGAACCAAAGUCACGGAAGAGAGCCCACAUUGGAGUCAUUCCCCAUUUCUUCAUGGCCGUCUUCUAUGUCUUUCUGCAUGCCAUCCUCAUCAUGGUCCAAGCCUCUACACUAAAUGUGGCCUUCAACUCGCAUAACAAAUCUCUGCUCACCAUUAUGAUGUCCAACAACUUUGUGGAAAUCAAGGGAAGUGUGUUCAAGAAGUUUGAGAAGAACAACCUCUUUCAGAUGUCCAACAGUGAUAUCAAGGAGCGGUUUACCAAUUACGUUUUGCUCCUCAUCGUGUGCCUGAGGAACAUGGAGCAGUUUUCCUGGAACUCAGAUCACCUCUGGGUGCUGCUUCCUGACGUCUUCAUGGUAAUCAUGUCUGAAAUUACGGUCGACAUCGUCAAGCACGCCUUCAUCACUAAAUUCAAUGACAUCACAGCUGAUGUCUACAGUGAAUACAAAGCCAGCUUGGCCUUUGAACUCGUCAGCAGUCGACAACAGAAUGCCUACACAGACUACAGCGAUUCAGUGGCAAGAAGGAUGGGCUUCAUUCCUUUGCCUCUUGCUGUACUGUUGAUUCGAGUGGUGAUGAGCUCAGUGAAGAUCCAGGGCGCUCUCUCAUCUGUCUGUCUGCUCCUCUUUUAUCUUGGGUUGAUAACACUGAAAGUGUUGAAUAGUAUAGUUAUUCUGGGAAAGUCCUGUCGCUAUGUGAAAGAAGCUAACAUGGAGGGUAAGCUGUUUGAAAGACCGACUGCUCAAACCUCAAAACAAACUCCCAAGAAAGCAAACCCUGCCAAAUCUCCCCCACCCUCAGCUGAACCUAAAGUGCAGCGACCCUCCACCUCCAUCACCAAGCAGCCGAGCCCAAGAGCGAAGCCUUUUCCCCCGGCUCCACCACCUGUAACUGAGGUGACCAGUGAUCCGCCCCCAGAUUCUCCUCCUAAACCAGAGGAGAGCAGCAGCGAGACGCCACAAUCUACUGAACUUAAACACAGAACUACCAAAAAAGAUCUGUUGGAGAUCGACCGCUUCACAAUAUGCGGCAACCGAAUCGGGUGAACUUUAACCCCAUCACCAUAGUAACUGCUCAGGAACGAAAGUGUAGAAGACUCAGGGUCUGAGUCUGAAAUAAUUGCAAAGGCUUUCGAGUGAGUUCUUCAGAGGUGGCAACUGUUUAACUGGAUAAUUACUCGUUUUGCCGUCCUCUCUGCUUCCAUUUCUGUGGAGUAUCUACCAAAGGAAGCAGAUCUUGUGCGUAAAGCAUUUCAAAUCAAAACAAUGAGUCUGUUCACCCUCGGCAGCCUGGCAUAUCACAUGGCAUAGAAUCUAGUAUAUGCUGCUUUAGGAUAUAUUUGUCUCAAUUUUAUCAGAAAAUCUUGAACAAUAAAUAAGGCAUGAACUUUUUAGUGGAAACUAAAAAGCAUAAAUUAUAUAGUUCUUAAACACUUGAAAAAAUCAAUUGAGUAAUUUACAGCUGAUGCAUAUAAAUAGAUAGUUAUAUU